This is a messenger RNA of Pediculus humanus corporis (human body louse), 8304 nucleotides long. RefSeq lists its product as uncharacterized. The transcript is spliced from 38 exons. The record is from RefSeq and is a predicted model, not a curated record. The coding region runs from base 1 to 8304 and encodes 2767 amino acids. Gene Ontology annotation, cellular component: nucleolus; small-subunit processome; 90S preribosome. NCBI's taxonomy places the organism in Eukaryota, Metazoa, Arthropoda, Insecta, Psocodea, Pediculidae.
AUGGAUAAAAAUAGUAGGAAGAGUGGUAAUAGGUUUAAGUUUAUACCAUUUUCCGAAAGGAUUUCAAAUGUUAACAUUGAUGUAUUUCAUCGAGUUCCUCAUCGGUAUGAGGAAGAAGAAGAAGAAGUGGAAAAUUCCACAUAUUUUCAUUUGGCAAUUAAAAAAUGGGUUGUUUUAAAUUUAAGUGCCAAAUGGAAAGAAUUUAGAAGUGAAAUAGGAUACGAAACUCAAACUUUACCCCAACUACUUAAUAAUAAAGAAAAAAUUAUAAAUGUUUUUAUUAAAAAUAUAAGACAUCAAGAUGAAUUAUCUUAUCAGCCUGUUUUAGAGUUAAUGGUAGCAUUAGUAAAAGAUUUAAGACAUGAACUCUAUCCUUAUUUUCCACAAAUUUUAAAAGAAUUAAUACAUUUAUUAAAAUUUAAAAAUCCUGAAAUAUUAGAAGCAACUUUUACAUGUUUAGCAUAUAUAUUUAAAUAUUUGUUUAGAGAAAUGGUAAAAAAUUUAGAUAUAGUAUUGUUGGAACUUGCUCCGCUUCUUAGCGAAAACAAUCCGGAUUAUGUAAGAGAUUUUGCUGCACAAAGUUUUUCAUUUGUAGCUAGAAAAGUCAAAGAUAAAAAUAAAUUAUUAUCAUUGGUUUUGUAUGUUGUUCAAACAUCGCCUGAUGUUGCAGAAGGUUGUGGUCAAUUAUUAUUCGAAAUGAUGAAAGGUAUUAAAGGACAAACUCACAGUUGUGCAGAAGAAUUAUUUACAGUUUUACUCAAUUCUUUCGGGAUGAAUGACAUACCACAAAGGAUAUUAAUUUCACUAACAAGUCAAAUAGUUACUACUUAUGGGAAUUGUAUUCCAGUUCAGCAUUCAAUUUUAUUCAAAGUUUUAAUUGUAAGUUUGAAAUCAAUGCUUAAAAUCAGUAAAUUAGGACUUGAUUGCAAAGGAGGAAGUCAUUUAGUCGAAACACAUUUGUCAGAGUUUACAACAAUCAUUUUAAAAUGUUUAACUUUAGAAAUGAAAGUGCAAAGUAUUGCAGCUGAAAUUUGUGCACAAAUGCUCACAUUGAAAAAUAUAAAAUUACCACAAGAAUUAGCUAGUAAAAUUAUAGAAAAGGUUAUGCUAAUAAACAACAUGGAUACACUAAUAUAUUUCAUUUCUGAAACAUCGGAAUCUUCUGGAUUUGAAGGAACCAUUCUUCCGAAAGCGCUUAAAAGUUUUGCCAAAGUUAAUUCGAUUGAAUUUUUAAACACUUUAACAAAAAUCAUUGUGGAAAAAAUUGCAAAGAAAACAAAUCAAAAAUUUGAUGAUUAUACUGUUUAUCCACUGGCGUUACAUGGAGAGACAAUGCAUAUAUUCAAUGUUACAAUUGAAUUGUUGAAUAAUUUUUUAGAAAAAAAUGAAGAAUUAAAAAAUAUUUUGUGCUCGUUAAUACUGUUGAGACAUUUUGAACCGGUAGAUCAUUCACAAUGCAUAAACACUGUCGUGAAAGUUAUAAAUAAAUUACUUGAGUUAUUAAUAUCGUCAGAAGAAGAAGAAAACAAAAAAAAAAUAUUAUUAUUUACCAUUUGUGUGGCUUUGAAAACACUUUUGCAUUUUAAAAAUAAAAUCACAGACUUGAGCGACUUAAAUUCCGAUUUCUUCGUUGAAAAAAUGCUCAAGACUUUAAAGACUGAUAAAUCGAUUUUGGCACUUAAAGCUUUCAAUUUAUUUUUGACAUUGCAAAAUGGUUACACGUUUUCUGGAAAUUGUCUCGAAGAAUUAAAUAAAACAAUACAAGAAUGGUUAUUAUCAUCACAAACGAAUUCAAGAUUAUUAGCAGUUAAUUCAUUGCAAAAAUUAGAAGAAUUUAAAGAAAAACCGUCGAAAUUAAUGAUGAAAGCACUUCAAGAUGCAUCGGAUGCCGAAUUUGUGCCUUUGACUGUGAACGAUUAUAGAAAUAAAUUAAUGAUAUUGGAUAGGCUUAAAUUUGAAUUACUGAGUUCUGUGGAAGAGGAAAAUCACAAGGUGCUACUUAAAUACUUAUUAGGAGUUUUAUAUAAUAAUUUUCAACUAAUUUGGGAACCCGUGUCUAAUUUGAUAGCUUCCUACUCGGUUGGAAUGCCCGUGAAUACAUUUUGGGAUAUAUUUUUUUCACAAUUGAGAACUUCAACGGCUUAUUGUAAAGGAAUGGCAUUGAUGGAAGAUUACGAAUUGCCCGUUUUAGAUGAUUACUUCUUGGACAGUUUAAUGUUUAUAAGGGCUUCGAAUAAAGUUGAUCAUGAAAAUUAUAGGAAUUUACUAUGGACUACAAUGAAUUUAUUUCCAGAAAUUUGUGAAGCCAAACACAGGGAUGUGAUUUCCAUUUACUUACCAUUUAUACAAAAUGAAGUUUUGAAAACUAGUUUUGACAGUGCUUUAACCAUUAACAUACAAAAGAAUGAAUCUGAGAGCAGUGAAAAAAGUCUAGAAGAUUUGCCUGAUGAUGUGAUUGAAGAAGAUUCAAAAUCCAAAACUUCCUACGGGAAUACAAUAAAGUGUGCCAUCGCUCAAUUGACUUUACUGUCCAAAUUUAAAAAUCCCAAACAUUGUUUUAAAGAACCGGAAGUUCGGGAUUCCUACUUGUCGUUGCUCGUGUACAAAGAUGCGGAAAUACAAAAAAAAGCUUUGGAGUGUUUAUUUAAGUACAAAUACAGUUACAUGGUUCCGUACAAGCAAAAUUUAUCGAAUCUGAUCGACGAUGGUAAAUUUAAAGAUGAACUCGUUCAUUUUCAAGUUGAUGCCGAAUCUGGAGGCGUGAAGGAUGUGCACAGAGAAGAACUCAUGCCGAUAGUUAUGAGGAUAUUAUACAGCAAAAUGUUAUAUUUGAGUUCAACGUCGAGAGGGAAUAAAAGUUCGGCGAACGCACUCAGAAGAUCGAUAAUUUUAAGAUUUCUAUCGGGGAUUUCUCAGUCUGAAAAAGAAAUAUUUUUAAAAAUGGCGUUUAAAAGAUGGAAUGUUUACUGCUCGACCGAUGUUUUUGAUUUUGGGAAAAUAAUAAAUUCUGUCGAUUUGAAAAAAGUACCGCUUUUAAAAAAACUUUUAAGCACCGUGAACCUUGCAGAAGUUGUUUUGAAUAGUUUCGGCGGUUUGAUGAUUGAUUCUUUACAAAGAUACAUUUUGAAAGUUGUCCUUUCGGUCGGAUCUUACGUCUGUGGAAUAUACGCGAAAAGGGAUCAAGUUUACAGUGGAUAUUUUUCAUCGUUGAAAAAUUUAAAAACGACUUGCAUCGAUUUCGUAAUAAAAUUUUUCGAUCGAUUUCAAGAUUUCCCAUGGAGGGAAGACGAUAUAAAUGCGAUAUUUAACGUAUUCGUUUGGCCGAAUUUGUCUAAAUUAUCGAUCGAAGGGAUUCACGGUUCUGCGGGUCUUUUAAGAUUGUUUUCCGUUUGGUCUAAAAACCCGAGGUAUUUUAAAUUACUUGCUCGUUAUAAUGACGAGAAAGAAAAAAUGACUCCUUUGUCGGUUACGAUGAAAUUGCUCAUAAAUGAAAAAGCGGAAAAUUCUGUGACUUCCUGCAUUUCUUCAAUGCUUGAAAAUCUUUUGACGCUUCAGGAAAACACCCCAAAUGAUGAUGACGACGAACAAGAAGAAAAUUAUACUCCUAUUGAAGUCGAUUUUAUACUACCUGUGGAAGAAGAUAAAAUUUCGAAAUUAACUCUGAAAGAAGAACUGAAUUACGGUUCGAAAAUUCUUUUUCCACAUGUCGGAAUGAUAUUGACGUAUUUGAGAAGAAAAUUGGAAAAAUCGGAUUUGUCGACGUUCGGCAAAGGACAAAUGACGGUCCUUUCGAGAAUUUCAGAAAUGGCGACAUCGACGGAACACGGCGAUGCUCUCAUGAAUAUACUCAUCAAAUUACUGAGCACGCGUAAAACGUACGCGAACGAAGAGGACGAUGUAUUGAUCAACAUGGUGACAACUUUGGAAAAUCUCGCAAACGUUGUAGUAAAUCCUUCGGGAUAUUUGCGUCAACUCGCUCCCCUUUUCGGAAUCGUAGAAUUAAAGCAAGCUCGCGUCAUUUUAAUCAAUUUGAUUGGAACGAUAGAAAAACGUUGUCCGGAAAUCCAUCAAGUUUUCACUUUAAUUUCGGAUCUCAAUUCGUGGGAUGCAAAACGUGUCGAUCAACCGGAUUUCGAUAGGAGGUUGGAAGCGUAUAAGAAAAUUAAAACUUUGACUCUCGAAAAAAAUUUAAAUACGGAUUUGGCAUUCAUUGUGUUGCACAACAGUUUUUAUUUCGUUCGAUGCGAACAAGAUAUUUCGCUGCGGGAUAACGCUUCGUUUUAUUUGAAAGAAAUUUGUCCCAAGAUUGCUUAUUUCUUAAAAGGAAAAGGUUUAUUAAAACAACAUUGGUUGGAAAGCAUUUUAUUUUUAGUCAAAAAGGGGAUCGUAUCCGAAAACGAAAACGUUCAGGGUUUAUCGAUUUCGCUGUUGGGUGUCAUGGCUCGAGAAUGCGGCGACUUACAUCCGGUACUUAGAGAUUUGUCCAUUUUGACCAACAAACUCGAUCCGGAAGUUGAUUUUUUCGAAAACGCACAGCAUUUGCAAAUUUACAGGAGAUUGAAAGCGCUACAAAAAUUUUCCAAUACGGCAAAAACGUUGGAAAAGUCAUUAUCCACAAGAACUCUACUACAAUUUAUUUUACCGCUUGCAACUCGAUAUCUGGCUUGUUCGAAAUACGCGGGAAAAAACAGUUUGAUCGACUCCGCGAUCGAAGCUGUGGCUACCGUUUGUAGGUUUCUUCCGUGGCAUCAUUAUCAAAUGGUUCUUCGAUUUUAUUUGACGAAACUUCAUGGAAAACUCGAAUUUCAAAAACAGCUCACGAGAACCGUUAUUGCAAUUUUGGACGCUUUUCAUUUUGAUAUUUCCAGUUCUCCAGCAAAAAAGGAAUCAAAAGAAAAUUUAAAACCAAACGACUCAAACGGCGAGAAUAAAGAUGUUGAUGAAGUCGAAAUAAAGAAUAUAACGAACGAAUCGGAAAAUGUGGAAAAUGGGAAAUCGAUGAAGAAUAAAAAAAAAAAUAAAACUCGGGAAAAAUCUAAAGAAUUGGUUGAAGAAUUGGUGGAAGUUUUGGAAAAGGAAUCGGAGGAAGUUGAUGAAUCCCAAGAAGAAAAUGUACAAAAACAAGAGGAAAAUAAACUUGCCAUAGAAAAAAUCGUGAUUGAAAAAGCCAUAGCGGGAUCCCUUUUAAAUCAAUUGUAUAAAAUUUUGACGAGGAAAACGCGAGUUGAAAGCACUCAUAAACUCAAUUACAAAAAUGUCAGCGCGGAUAGAGAAGAAGAAGAUUUGCUUAAAAUUCCGAUCGCGGUCACGUUGGUGAAAUUAUUACAAAAAUUACCGGAAAGAAUACUCGAUCGUCAGUUGCCGGGUAUUUUUAUGAUGCUUUGCACGUAUCUAAAAUCACGUAUAGAGAGCGUGCGUCGGGUAACGAGAGAAACGCUACAGCAAAUACUUUUUACUCUCGGUCCGAAAUAUUUGCAUUUGCUGUUGGAAGAAAUGUCUACGUCAUUGAAAAAAGGAUUUCACUUGCACGUGUCGGUUUACACGAUGCACGCGGUCAUUCUUCACAUUCACGGUUUGUUAAAACCCGGUGACAUCGAUGAAAAUUUACCCAUAUUGUUGGACGCUUGCAAAUCGGAUUUGUUCGAAGCUUUGAGCGAAGAAAAAGAAGUCAUCAAAAUACAAGCUAAACAUAAGGAAGCGAAAUCAACUAAAAGUUAUCAUUUAAUUAAUCUCAUCGCUCAAUGCAUUACGGAAAAAUGUUUGACGGAUUUAAUUUUACCCGUUAAAGACGUACUUCAAACUUCGUACACUCAUAAAAACCUAGUCAAGUGUAGGGAAUAUUUAAGACAAGUGACUCUGGGUCUCUCGGCCAAUCAAUACAUAUCAUUCGAAAAUUUAUUUAUUUACAUUUACGGUACGACGUCGGAAAGCAUUCCGCAAUUAUUGCCGCCUAAAAUGACCGUUGAACUCUCGAAGGAAAAAAAUUACAAAGAGAAAACGGAUUGUUAUAUUAUACCGCCGGAACCGAAAAACAGAUUGGGAACGCUAAGCAAUCCCGUAAAAAAAGGUACGAAAUCCAACGCUCAUAUAAUCGUAGAAUUCGGAUUCGGUCUUUUAUACGUCAUAAUGAAAAAAGAAAAAUUGAAAAAUUGCGAUCGGGAUUUAAGAUGUUAUCUCGAUCCCAUCGCUCCCAUUCUCGUCAACUCUCUGGAUUCGCAACAAGUUAAAGUAUCCACCCUCGCCGUACAAUGCCUGUCGAAAUUCAUCAAAUACAAUCUUCCGAGUUUGAGAGAGAACGUUAAAAAAAUAACGGAUUGUUUGUUUACGACGUUGCACAAAUACGCUGCUGCGGGUUUGUCGAAAGGAAACAAUUUCGAUCUUGUUUUAGCGACGUUUAAGACCGUGAGCACGCUGAUACGAGAAACGAAUUAUCACGGUAUCACGAGUGAACAAUUGAAAAUUCUCUUAUUGUACACGGAACAAGACAUAUACGACACGACGCGGCAAGCGACCGCGUUUUCCCUACUCAGAACGAUAUUGAAAAAAAAAUUAAACAGUCCGGAAUUGCACGAAUUGAUGAACAAAGUCGCGAGUUUGUCGAUAACUUCGGAUCAUUCACACGUGAGACAACAAGCCCGACAAUGCGUUUUUCAUUACAUCAUGGAAUAUCCGUUAAAAUCGAAAGUCGAAGAAUUCAUAGGUUUUUUCACGUCGCAAUUGAAUUACGACACGGAAAGUGGAAGACAAUCGAGUUUGGAAAUGAUAAAAAGUAUCAUUGGACAUUUUCCAAUCGAAAAAUUGGAAGAAUUGAGCGGAGUGUUUUUGCUCACGUUAGGAGCGAGUUUAAUAAAUGACGACAGCGUAAAUUGUAAAAAAAUAAUAUCGGGUUUGAUCAAAGCCAUGCUAACGAGAUUGGAUAAAGGUCACAGAGAUCAAUUAUUCGAUGUUCUCAUGAUUUAUUUCAAAGAAAAAAAGUUAACUCUCAGACGGUUGGCAGCACAAAUCUCUGGAAUAUUUGCAUCGAUCGAAAAAGAAGAAUUCGAAAGUCGACUUCCGGUUUUGCUGCCGAUAAUACAAAGUCAAUUCGUCGGAGAUUCGAGACCCGGAAAAUUUGUCAAAUUGGUUCGAGAGAACGCGGCGGAAAACAGAGAUGAAGAUCAUCAUUUUUUUCAAGUCAUGCAACUCGUCAUAAAAAUAUGUUCGAACGUACCGGAUUUUCUCACGUCGGAUAAAUAUCAGGAAAACAUACAUUUUUUGACUGAAACGGCUCAAAAUUUACUUUGUCACGCUCACGAAUGGAUACGUCUCGCAGCAUCUCAAUUUCUCGGUUACGUAUUCAAUUCUUGCGAUCCCAACGACGUCGCAGCCGUAUUAAAUGGUAAAACGAGUAGCAGUAGUCAAAAACUUUCAUUUUUGGAACCUAAAACUCUUCACAGACGAAUCAAAAGUUUAAUAUUGGAUCAUUGUUCGCAAUUCAUACCGGGGAUUGAAAUAACUCAAGAAUUUUUAGAUCAGAACGUUAAAAAUUUAGUUUAUUUGGCAAGAGUUUUAAGCGGUGUAAUGGAAAAACCUAAAAAAAAUAAGAAAAAUUUAAAUGGAAAAGUUGAGAACGACGACGAAGAAGAUGCCGGCGAUGAUGAUGAUGAUGAUGAUAGCGACGAGGAGGAAGACGACGACGUGGAAAAGCCAAAACUUUCGCUAUUGUGGAUGAUAAAAAGAAUGAGAAGAAUCGUCAAUUUGGAACUUUCGCAAAAUCCAUCGAGUAAAAUAUUGAGAAUGACGGUUUUCAAUUGGUUGGGUGCCGUCGCCAUGUGUUUACCCAAAUCGACUCUCAAAUCCGUUUUAUAUCACAUGAUGGCACCGAUAAUAAGAGAAAGAGAAAUAGUACAGCAGGGGGGUGAAAAUCAUCCGAUGAAAUCUUUGGUCGUCGAAGUUUGCGGAAUAUUUAAAAAGAAAGUUGGAAUGGAAACGUAUUCGAAAGAAGUCAUUAAAAUAAAUGCCAAAUUGGCAGAAAAAAGAACGGAGAGGAAAAAUAAAAUAGCACAAGAGUUCGUUAUAAAUCCGGAAAAAGCGGCAAAAAGAAAAAUAGAUAGACAGAAAAAGAAACGGGAAAUAAGAAAGAGAAAGAUUGAUAGUUUUAAAGAAAAAAAAGGAAAAUUUAAAAAGAAAAGAAAAAUGAACGACGGAAUAAUGGGAAAUAUUUAUAGACUAACUCUAAUAAUAAAACAAACCGUUAAGCCAAAAUUACUAAAUUUUGAAAACAUAACAGAAAUUAAACUCACGGUUUCGCAUUUAAAAAAUUAA